AGUUGUUUCACUGCUUGCCAAUCCCCGCUCAUCCAAGGUCUAAGUGUCUCUUACAAUGCCUCUACCAUACGACCUAUGCGCUCGCGUACAAAAUGCUUUUCGAGCACGACACCACAAAAUAGCAGUGGACCACACAACGCAAAACCUCGGGAUCCUAAGCAUCCUCCUACGAACCGGCUUCAUUUCCAACGUCACGCGUGGAACCAUCGAGUCACCCUCUCCCACUGACUUUCUCCGCGUUGGUGAAGCCCAGCGCCGUAUAUGGGCUGAGCUCAAAUACCGCGACGACCGGCCUGUGCUUUCGGACAUGGAACUCAUUAGUAGACCCAGUAGACGCAUCUUUAUGGACAUCGGGGAGUUGCGACGGAUUUGCUCCGGACGCAGGGCGCAGACAAUCAAACCGCUGGGCAUGGGUGAAAUUGCGGUGGUGCGGACAAAAAGCAAGGAGCAUGAAUGGUUGGAGGCGCGAGAGGCUUUGCAGCUAAAUUUGGAUGGAGAGGUAAUUUGUCGAGCUCGUUGAUCCCAUUAAAGGCCUGUUAUUGGUGCGCAUAGGAAUUAUACAUCAUUCCUUCAUUGAAGCUCAAUUUACUCUCUAGUUCUGCAUAUAUCAUAAUAAACCUUUCCACCUGUCGAAAUCAUCUGAGGCGUGUGCAUAAUUUUGAUACUCAAUAUCUUCAUAAUGCCGGGAAGUUGAUGCCAAUAGCUCUGGUGAUCACGCUGUUGACAAAGGUGCGCCACGCACUUGUGUAGGCACUAGGCGCAACUGUGGUCACAAUAUCACGAGUCUCGGAGAGGUGUAUGUUGACGCUCUUUUUGAUCAUAAUGAAAAUGAGACAGUAAUAGUUCC
This is a messenger RNA of Suillus paluster, 847 nucleotides long. Its product is annotated as ribosomal protein S8. The transcript is spliced from 2 exons. NCBI's taxonomy places the organism in Eukaryota, Fungi, Basidiomycota, Agaricomycetes, Boletales, Suillaceae. Gene Ontology annotation, cellular component: ribosome. Gene Ontology annotation, biological process: translation. The coding region runs from base 56 to 520 and encodes 154 amino acids. Gene Ontology annotation, molecular function: structural constituent of ribosome. The record is from RefSeq and is a predicted model, not a curated record.